AUGAACACGGUCCGGUCUUUCUGGCUUGGCUGGGGCUCCCUGUGUGUCGCCGGCGCUGGAGCCUAUUACUUUGCCAAGCGAGAGAUCAACGCCGACCGCCAGGCCAAGCUUGAGCAAGCUCGCAAGAAGAGCGACAACAUCCGGUCGCUCGAGUACGCAGCCGCCGAUCCCGGCGCCUCGUCUGGUACGAGCAAUGGCGGUCCCGCGCGGACUGAUAGUGCAGCCACCGAGUCGCAACGCGUGACGGAGAAGAGCAAAUACGAGAGCAACGCACCCUACCGCAGCCCCAAAGGCGAUCGGUUCUCGUAG
Molecule: messenger RNA, 309 nt
Organism: Hirsutella rhossiliensis
Lineage: Eukaryota; Fungi; Ascomycota; Sordariomycetes; Hypocreales; Ophiocordycipitaceae
Exons: 5
Coding region: 1-309 (102 amino acids)
Source: RefSeq, a predicted model, not a curated record